CCUGAGCAUCUCCUCGUCCCUGGCCGUGCUGGCAGGUCACACGCUCAGCCUCGGGAGGGUCCCCUCGCUGGGAGCAUCAGACCCUGGGUUGAGGGUGCCUGAUCCUGUGGCUGGAUCCAGGGCAGCGGGGGCUGAGCAGCCCAUGCAGCCUGAGCCCCCGGGCAGCUGACCCCGCGCAGUCGGUGUCUCUCCCCUUCUCUGGCUCUUCCUGUUUUCGUGCCGGUUCUUUUCCCCUUCCCCAUCACUUCCCCUUCCCCAGAGGGAUGUGUGUGCAGUGACCUGGUGUUUCGGUGGGCACAGAGCUGGCGUGAGAGCGCGCACAGGACAGAUUCUUCAGGGCCGCGCAGGAACCAGCAAGAGCAGGCAGCUGCUGGUGGCUUUGCCUGCAGUGGUGUGUUUGCAGUGGAGAGGCCAGUUGUGCUCUGGCCAGCGCUCCUCAUCCCUGCAGCCUGUAACUGGCCUGGCUGGCAAGCUGCUGGUGGGACACAGCGUGGAGGCCGUGUGGGUGCCACAGUGAGAACCGUGUGGACGAUAAGCUGGUAAAGCGAGGUUUCUCCACGCAGACAGUGGUUCUUUAGCCCACGAUUGCCUCUCACGCCAUGCAGGUGCUCCUGGGACUGCAACAUAAUCUGGUUUAGAGUUUAUUCCUGUUUUACCUCCCCCAUAGGAUUUUUCUUUGUUGUAGCUGCAGAAGUAAUUAUAUUUAGGAGAACGUUCUUCACCACAGGAGGAAGCAGCAGCCUCCUUGCUUUCAUCUGGUGGCAGGUCUCCAAGCACCUCCUUGUCCGUCCUUGCCAGCUGCCCCAGGGCUGCUGGGGGCCCUGGGCUGCACCCCAUUGAUGGGGAUCCUGGGCUGGCUUGGCCCGGGGGAGUUGGGCACUGCUGCUCAGGGCUCUGCCUCCCUCCAGGACCCUGACCCUUCCUCUCUGGGGUGGGUACAGGGCUGUCGGACCCCUGAGCACGAGCAAGCUGAGCAUGAGCACGUUCUCAAAGUGUUGUUAUAAUACUUGCAAAACAAAACGCAUGAACGACCCUCCAGCUGAAGGGAGUGUUUUGGCAGCCAGUGUGUCUUUCCCCAGCCUACCAGCGGGCUGCUCUGCUGGCAGACCUGCCUGUGCCUUUACAUCUCGCCUGCUUCUCAUUUUGCUCUGUUUUGCUUUGUCUGAUGGUCUCCCCUCCCUGUUUUCCAGCCUGAAUUGCCAAGGAACCUGUGGUCACCAACCGGAGGGAUCUGGGGAUGGAUGGCAAAACUGCAUCCCCAAGGCGCAGUGGUGCCUGCCCCACUCUUGUCGGUGCAGCAGCUCCUCCGUGCUUUGCUAUCCCGGAUUGCCAGGUUGUUUAUGGCAGCAAUUCCUCGGAUUGCUGGCCAGCUGCCCCUGAAUUCUCCUAAAAGGGCUGGUGCUGGUGGGGCAGGUGCAGGCUCUGUCCGCCUGGUGAGGAAUGCCAGAUCUUCAGAAGGGCCUCGUCCCUCCCUGUGGCUGUUCCUAUGCCGGUCACAUCAUUUCAGUGGGGAUGUGCCCCAUGCUCUGCUCUCCAGGCUGGUGGGACCCCAGAGACCACCAAAACACAGGGAGCUCCUGGUUUGUCUCGGGCUCAGGAGCAGAGCUGCUGUCCCUGGGGUGCUCCGCACCUGGCACUGCCGCAGACCCGGCACCGGUGGCCCGGCAGCUGCUGGGUGAGGCUGGUGGUGACUGCCUAUAGCCAUGAUGCGAACGUGGAGUUUUCUGCUCAUUUGUCUUUUGACUUUUGCUGCUGAAACUGCAACCCUGUGAGUUUGCUGUGGUCCCACAUGUACCCAGUGGUGAUACCAUGCCAUCGCCGUGAUCUCCCAGUGUGCUCCCCUGUGCUUGCUUACUGCUCCUUGCUUCUCCACCAAAGGUCAUUUGUCCUUCUAGUCAAAGCUGGUUGGUGUCUACCUGACCUUUCAAGUCAGUAUUUCCCAAACUGACUGGCACCGUGCACUGCUCCCAUGUGAGCUCCACCAUCGUCUUUUCCCCAGCCGUCACCAGCAUCAGAUGCAGCAAACAGCAGCGCUGGAGCAGCUCCUCUUGCGCCACCUCUCCAGCAGGCUCCAGCACGCUCCUGCAGGUUGCCCACCUGGGUGCUGGAGGCUCCGCAUCACUCACAGGUCCAGGCUGCUGCCUCGCACCCUGGAGCCAUGUCUGCGCCCUCUUCCCUCUCCUUGUGGUCUCCCUUCGUUUCUAUCAGGGUGACUUGCUCAGGGGAUCUUGUGGUGCCAGCAUGUCCAGGUGGGCUGUCCUGCCGGUGAGUCCCAUGGUGAUAUGCUCCUCCCUGCACAAAUGAGCAUCACUGUGUCUGUCAUCCCUGAGCAGUUAUCUGACUUUUUUCCUGAAAAUGGAUGGGUAGUUAAAUAGCACAAUGUUGGAACUGGAGUCCUGCAGAACCCUGUCGUGAGCCCUCCUGGAGGGCGGUGGGGAUGUGUCUCUGAGCGGUGAUAAAUCUGUUGUGGUCCAUUUGCCGUGUGCCCCAGGGUGGCACUGGUGUUGGGUCAGUCCCGCUCUGACCGUGUCCGUGUCCUGUGCCUAUUCCCAGUGUAACUGGGGCACGCAGUGCCUGCCACCCCAGAGCUGAUGUGGUCAUGAACACUUGGGGGCCACCUCAGAGAUGGGGGGCGAUGGGGGAGGGAGAGGACUCUUAAACCUUUGCAGCCUGGGGGGGCAUUGCCUGCUGCUCGUCUGUGUUUGCAUUGGGGCCCUGGAGAACUGUGGCUUUUACAGGGAUUUUAACUGACUCUGUAGCCCUCUUCUGACAAGUGACUUUGUAGCUGUGUAAGCAGGCUGUGCCGGUCAGUAGUGCUGCAGCAGGAGGGAGGCUGGAAAAAUGGAAACAAACCACUUAUAAAACCUGAAGAAAUACUGCUGGAACCUGGCGUGCUUAUUGCUGGGACAAAAGAGUGCUGCUGAAAGGCAUUAAUAAAAGCAAAGGGGAAAGGAGGUGCUUGCCAUGGUGAUGAGAGGGAGCUGUGAGGUGAGAGGGAUGGGCCAGGCAGGGAAGGUGAAGCUGGAGCCUGGCUGUCGUGGGGCAGGGGAGGUCAGAGCAGUGAGGGGGUUUGGGGGGUACCAGCACAGCCUGCCCUGGGCCAGCAUGCCCAGACCCCGAGCAGCCUCCUGUGCUGCAGUGAUGCUCGGACCCCCACAGGUGAGUGUGCCAAAGGCACCAGCACUGAGCCAAGCAGAGCCUCUGCCACACGCUUCACUUGGGCUUGUGAGCCUGGCAGCUUGACUGCUUUCUAGAUGCUCCCAACGAGGAGGGUUUGGGCUUUGGUUCCUUGAGCUCCCUGUGCCCUUCAUUGCUGCUUCUCGCUCCUUGCAAGGAGCACAGAAUAGAGCAGCAUGUUCACCUUUCUUGACUGGUCCCCAAACUGCACAGGUGGCUGUCCCCAGGAAUUGGUGCCAGGGAGCUCUGAGACACACGAGGAGCCAGACUUCAGCCUCGGGGUUUGAUAGCCUGGCCAGAAAGGCUGACAGUGGACACAGAGUCAAACUUCCCCUCCACAGCCUGGCUCCCUGGUCUGCCCCUGCAGCUGAGACCCCUGAGGCCAUGCUGCCCCCAUGUCCUGGGGUGUGUGGUGCCAGGGACCCACACUGGCAACACCUGUGUCGGUCUGGGGUUUGCUGGGGAUGGAGAUAAGGAAAGGGGUGAUGGCUGGAAUGAGCCCCUCACAGAGCAGCAUCCCUGGUGGCUGUGUGGUGGCAGGCACACCGGGAGGGUUAAUGGCUGUCUCUCUCCCUCCCCAGCCAUGACAGCGUAGGCAGGCGGCGAGAGAUGGAUCGCUUCGCUGAGUGCGGGACCCAGACGGAUGCAGUGGUGGUGCUGUCCCUGGCGCAGGCUGCGGUUCUGGGCUUGGUGUCUGAGAAUGAGCUGCUUGGGGCCACUGUCAGUCCCUCCGGCUUCUUCCCAGGGCUGGGAGGGAAGCUGCCGGACCCUGCUGCAGUGGAGCCCGGGGAGCCGGAGGGUGAGGGGCAGGCACCAGGGGAUGGGCAGGAGGAGGAUGCCUUGGAGGCAGAGUCCUCCCUGGAGAAGCAUGCCCGGAGGAGGAAGCGGCCUCCUGUGAGGCUGGUGCCCAAGGUCAAGUGCGAGAACACAGAGGCAGAGGAUGAGGUGCUGUACGAAGUGUCCAUCCCUGGGGAUGAGGAGGGUGAGCGGCAGCGCAGACGCCCGCCCCCCCUCCAGGACCCCAGCCAGGAGCAGACGGUGCAGAGCAGCGCCGUGAAGAUGAUCGACCUCGGUGCCUUCAGCAGGAAGCCCCGGCGCCUGCGGCACCUGCGCCGGCACGUGCGCCAGGAGCUGGAGGGCACCGAGUGCCACCUCGGGGGCCCUGACCCUGCCGGUGCAGUGGAUGGUGGCACCGUGGGCACCCUGCGGACUGAAUGCACCUUUGAGGCAGGCGCCCUGUCCCCUGGAGAGGCAGAGGCCCCUGCGCCAGUGUCCCCUGAGCAGGUGAAGAGCGAGCAGGGCUUCACCUGGCAGGAGCCGGGGGAGCUGGAUGCAGAGGUGGUGGGUGCCACCAGCGAGCACAACAAGAAGGCGCAGCUGGACCGGCUGGACAUCAAUGUGCAGAUUGAUGACUCCUACCUGGUGGAGGCAGGGGACCGCCAGAAGCGCUGGCAGUGCCGCAUGUGUGAGAAGUCCUACACCUCCAAGUACAACCUGGUGACCCACAUCCUGGGCCACAAUGGCAUCAAGCCCCACUCCUGUCCGCACUGCAACAAGCUCUUCAAGCAGCCCAGCCAUCUGCAGACCCACCUGCUGACCCACCAGGGCACGCGGCCCCACAAGUGUGAGGUGUGCAGUAAGGCCUUCACCCAGACCAGCCACCUGAAGCGGCAUAUGCUGCUGCACACCGACAUCAAGCCCUACAGCUGCCGCUUCUGCGGCCGGGGCUUCGCCUACCCCAGCGAGCUGAAGGCGCAUGAGGUGAAGCACGAGAGCGGCCGCUGCCACGUCUGCGUGGAGUGCGGGCUGGACUUCUCCACGCUCACCCAGCUGAAGCGGCACCUCUCCACGCACCAGGGCCCCACACUGUACCAGUGCCUGGAGUGCAGCAAGUCAUUCCACUACCGCAGCCAGCUGCAGAACCACAUGCUGAAGCACCAGAACGUCCGGCCCUUCGUCUGCACUGAGUGCGGGAUGGAGUUCAGCCAGAUCCACCACCUCAAGCAGCACUCCCUCACGCACAAGGGCGUGAAAGAGUUCAAGUGCGAGGUCUGCGGGCGGGAGUUCACCCUGCAGGCCAACAUGAAGCGGCACAUGCUGAUCCACACCAGCGUCCGUCCCUACCAGUGCCACAUCUGCUUCAAGACGUUUGUGCAGAAGCAGACGCUCAAGACCCACAUGAUUGUGCACUCACCGGUGAAGCCAUUCAAAUGCAAGGUCUGCGGGAAGUCCUUCAACCGCAUGUACAACCUGCUGGGCCACAUGCACCUGCACGCAGGGAGCAAGCCCUUCAAGUGUCCCUACUGCUCCAGCAAGUUCAACCUGAAGGGCAACCUGAGCCGGCACAUGAAGGUCAAGCACGGGGUGAUGGACAUCAGCCUGGACAGCCAAGAUCCCAUGAUGGACCUGGCCGGGGCUGACCAUGCUGAGCUGGACGGGCAGCAGGAGAUGGAUGACUUCGAGGAGGAGAACUCUUAUGGCUACGGGGAGGUGGGCAACCCUCCGGAUGAGCAUGCCCUGACCGAGCAGGCCAUGAAGGAGAUGGCAUACUACAACAUGUUGUAGCUGAGGCUGGAGGAGGCUGCCAGGGGCCUGUAUGGACUUUGCGUGGUAAGAGGAGCUGCUGCCGGCAGGCUGUGGCACCCAACCAGACCUACGCCACCACCCCUGGAGAAGGGGGGCUCCAGCUGAGCUUGGUGAAGGAGAAAACAGGGAUGUUCAAAAAACUUUGCCAGGGCGAAGGCAGGAGCAGAGGCUGGAGGUGGCACAGGGCAGCGGUUGCUGCCUGCCACAGGCACACCGAACUGGUGCAGCGAGGGCUCAGCUGCAAGCUGCUGCCAGACCCUUGCAGAGCCCCAGUAGAGCUCUCUCCUUCACUGCAGUCCUUCCCUCCUUCCCCACCACCCCCAGAGAGGGAGCGCCGGGCUGUGCACCAGCUGUCUGCAGCUCUCUUGCCCACUGCUGACCUCCCUUCGCUCUGCUCCUGCCUGCCUGCCUGCCCCACCGCAUGGUGGCAUGCUGGGACCUUGCCUCUGUCUUCACCGUUGCCUGUACUUCAGCAUCCAGUGUACUUGAAGCUGCAGGCAGGGGAAGGCACAUCCCAGAAGAUGAUGAGCAUUACUAAUUAUUCUACCUCCUGGGUCCUCCCCCAUGGCUGUGCUGGGGCUGCAGCCCAGCUGGCCCCCUGCUCCCCCCUCCCAGCACCCUGUGGGGCAGAAGCUCCUCUGCCCAUGGGAGGAGGUGGGUUUGCAUUUCUUGCUCUUCCCUGUCUCCCAGACAGGCAAGAGCUGUCCCACUUGCUUUGGCACCAGCUGCGAGCUGGCAUGGGCAAAGCUGUGGCAACCUGCGUGAGGCCAUGGGGCACAUACAAAACAGAAUAUUUUCUUACAAACUAAUGGCAAAGCUCAGAGGAAGCAGCAGCUCGAGGUAUAGAGCAGCUGUAGUGAGCGGUGUAUUUAAAGGAAGGUAAACCCUGUUCAACUUGAGCAAAUGAUGGUAUUUUGAAAGUAAUUUAUUUUUUGCAGAUGUGCUGCGUGGUUGGAUUUAUCUUUUCACUGAGUUCAGUUUCCUUCAACCAAUGUGCUUUGUAAACCUG
Molecule: messenger RNA, 6772 nt
Organism: Harpia harpyja (harpy eagle)
Lineage: Eukaryota; Metazoa; Chordata; Aves; Accipitriformes; Accipitridae
Gene: ZNF710
Product: zinc finger protein 710
Exons: 4
Coding region: 3787-5742 (651 amino acids)
Source: RefSeq, a predicted model, not a curated record